Molecule: messenger RNA, 654 nt
Organism: Geodia barretti
Lineage: Eukaryota; Metazoa; Porifera; Demospongiae; Tetractinellida; Geodiidae
Source: the annotation of a GenBank genome assembly
AUGACCGUCGGGGUCAAGGUGCGUCAAGGGAAAAUGCAGGUUGGUGAUAACGGCGUUGAACCGUUGAAACUUGCCAUCGAAGCCGCCGAAUGCGCAGAGACACCUAUCAUGUGUCAUAUCGGUGCCGGCGUGCCGCUCCCUGAUAUUUUGCGGUUACUCCGUCCGGGCGAUGUUAUUACCCACUGCUUCCAAGGCAACGGUGAUAAUAUUAUUGACGAGAAGGGCAGAGUGAUUCCUGAAGCGUGGAAGGCUCGCGAAGAUGGCAUUAUCUUUGAUGUCGGGCACGGUGCGGGUAGUUUCCGUUAUGAGAUCGCACAACGCGCCAUGGAACAGGGUUUCAUCUCCGAUGUUAUCAGUACCGAUCUCCACACAGGCAACAUCAACGGACCCGUCUACGAUUUACCGACGGUGCUGUCGAAGUUGAUGCACCUGGGACUCUCGCUUGAGGAGGUGAUUGAGAAGGCGACUAUUAGCGCGGCGAAGGCUAUCCAACGUGAGGAACAACUCGGUCAUCUGAAAGUUGGGACCGUUGCGGAUGUCGCUGUCUUUGAAGUACUGGACGGUGAAUUUGAAUUCUUUGACACACACGACACAAAAUUUAUCGGGAAUAAAAAAUUGAAAGCGGCAUUAACGAUACGUGAAGGAAAAAUCUAA